Molecule: messenger RNA, 624 nt
Organism: Andrographis paniculata
Lineage: Eukaryota; Viridiplantae; Streptophyta; Magnoliopsida; Lamiales; Acanthaceae
Product: agamous-like MADS-box protein AGL29
Exons: 2
Coding region: 1-624 (207 amino acids)
Biological process (GO): regulation of transcription by RNA polymerase II
Molecular function (GO): RNA polymerase II cis-regulatory region sequence-specific DNA binding; protein dimerization activity; DNA-binding transcription factor activity, RNA polymerase II-specific
Source: RefSeq, a predicted model, not a curated record
AUGAGCACUCCUCGAGAUCAAGCUGAAUCUUCAUCCAGUCGAAAGCUUGGCCAUCGCAAGAUCCCUAUGCAAAAGAUAGAGAAGGACAGCAACCUUCUAGUCACUUUCUCAAAGCGCAAGUCUGGAGUUUUUAAGAAAGCAAGCGAGCUAUCCACUUUGACGGGUGCAGAGGCUGGCGUCGUAGUGUUUUCUCCUGGUGAAAAACCCCAUUCCUUCGGACAUCCAAGUAUCGAUUCUGUUUCCAGCAAAUUCCUUAACACAGAGAAUAUAAGUGGAGGUGAUCAAUGGAGAGAGGGUCGAGAUUUGGCUUGGAUUCGGCAAUACGAGCUCAACCAUUUGGCUCGACUGGAAGCAGAGAUAACUGUAGAGAAAGCACGGGGCGAACAAUUGCUGAAGAUUAGGGAGAAUAUGAUACCAUCAGGAGCUGUGACCACCUUUGCGAGUGACAUGGAAUCCUGGGUGAAGAAUAUGACUAGUGGAAUGCCCGUUACCACUCGGGCGGCACCCAAUGUUGGUAUGGAUCAUCCGCAUGGAGUAGGGUCAAGCUCAAUGAUGCCAUAUGAUCAACGCUUCAGGCCGAGUGGAAAUGGUGGCAACAACCAUGACAAUGGUGGGGGACUAUGA